AUGGUGCGCUGGCAAUAUCGGAAGAUAACCGAUUGGUUCCCCAGCGACGCCGUUUUGGCGGGUCACGAUAUCGAUAAAUCACCGAUCUACAUCGGCAAGGCUAACCAUGAGAGUGAUCAGAUUCCGGGAAAGAUCAUACCGAGUCGGGGUAUAGCGAGCGUUUGUUACUACGGGAAAGAGCACAAUAAGGACUCGUUCGAGGUGCUGUGUGGCAGCAAUGUUGCUUGGAUAUCUGCUGAAUUUGGCAGGGUACCACCGAACGCUGUUCCUGGUGGUUACACUUCCAGUGGCGAGAUACUCUACAUUGGCCGGACGAAAUACUUGGGCAGUAUAACGCCGGGCAAGAUCCACCGCAGCCAUAGAUGUUUGUACAUUCCGUUCAAUGGACGUGAAGAAAAGUUCGACCGUUACGAGGUGCUGAUCGAGAUAUAA
This is a messenger RNA of Anopheles nili, 432 nucleotides long. RefSeq names its product natterin-4-like. Bases 1 to 432 code for a protein of 143 amino acids. The record is from RefSeq and is a predicted model, not a curated record. Lineage: Eukaryota; Metazoa; Arthropoda; Insecta; Diptera; Culicidae. The transcript has 2 exons.